GCGAGGCGCGCGGAUGAGGCGCGCGAGUGACACUUUGCUCUCGCGCAGGCGGUGGCGGUGACGGUACCGGACCCCGGGCACGCGCGGACCUGCUGAACGGUGACCCCGCCUUUUCAAGCCGGCACACAGGACUAUGAGGGUGGCAGCAAUCUCCACUCUACACAGCUUGAAUCUGGGCAGAUAGGACAUAAGAAGGCGAUAUGAGGACUCUGACAGUGUUCCUGCUCUGGGUUUGGGUGGCACAUGUCACGGGCGCCAUGACGCUGUUACGAGGAAGGGAAGUCUCACGGCAAGAAAGGAACAUGGAGAUUCUAAAGCGUUCCAAAAGAGGAUGGAUGUGGAAGCAGUUCUUCUUGCAGGAGGAGUACACCGGGACUGACUACCAGUACAUCGGAAAGCUUCACUCCGAUGUGGAUCGAGGAGACGGCACGGUGAUGUAUGUGCUGACGGGCGAAGGCGCAGGGACUGUCUUUGUGAUAGACGCAAACUCGGGCGAUCUUCACGCCACGCGGAGCCUGGACCGCGAGGAGAAACCGUCCUACACGCUCCGAGCUCAAGCCGUCAACAAGAAGAACGGCCAGCCUUUAGAACCCGAGACGGAGUUCAUCGUCAAACUCCACGACAUCAAUGACAACGAGCCUAAGUUCGAGAAGGAGGUUUACACGGCUAGCGUCCCCGAACAGUCACACAUCGGAACUUCGGUUAUUCAGGUGACGGCCCAUGACGCAGAUGACGAGAUGUUCGGCUUGAGUGCCAAACUGAUGUACAGCAUCAGCCAGGGCCACCCGUACUUCUCUGUCGAGUCAAAUACAGGCAUAAUCCGGACAGCCUUAGGGCCCUCGGACAUGGACAGAGAGCAGAGGGAACAUUACCAGGUAGUGAUCGAAGCCAAGGACAUGGCAGGCCAGAGAGGCGGCUUAACGGGCUCCACUAUAGUCAACAUCACGCUGACCGAUGUGAACGACAAUCCUCCUCAGUUUGCACAGGGUGUGUAUCAGUUCAGCAUUCCUGAGCUGAGCGAGCCCGGCACCGAGGUGGGUCAGGUUCGAGCCUUAGACGCAGACAUCGGUAGGAACGCAGAGAUGGACUACACGCUGGUGAGCGGAGACGGCAUGGACGUUUUCUCGAUAACGGCUAACAAAACCACCCAGAACGGCAUCCUCAGCGUCAGAAAGCCUUUGGAUUACGAGAGAAAGAAGUCAUACACGCUGCAGGUGCAGGUGCGCAACACGUACCCAGACCAGCGCUUCAUCAGCGUGGACGCUAAAGACACGGCUACGGUGCGGAUAAACGUGGAGGACGUAGACGAGCCUCCGAGAUUCGAGCGUCCCAGUUACGUGAUGGAAGUGAAGGAGGACGCAGCCGUGGGCACCGCCGUCGGGUCGGUCAGCGCCGUGGAUCAGGACGCGCGACGCAACCCGGUCAAGUACACAAUUGAUCGGCACACAGACGUGGACCGGAUAUUUAACGUGCACGCUGGAAACGGCUCUAUAUUCCUGCAGAAGCCUCUUGACCGAGAAGACCUUGCAUGGCACAAUAUUUCUGUGAUCGCAGCCGAGUUCAAUAACCCCCAGCAGACGAGUCGAGUGCCCGUGUACAUCCGUGUGUUGGAUGUGAACGAUAACCCACCGGCGCUCGCCUCCUUCUACGAGACCUUUGUGUGCGAAAACGCCAAAUCCGGCCAGAAAAUCCAGACCAUAACGGCGGUGGAUCGGGACGAGCCGUCUGGUGGACAUCGCUUCUUCUUCACGCUUGCACCGGAAAGCUCUGCGAAAGCCAACUUCUCGGUGCGAGACAACGGAGACAACACCGCAGGCAUCUACACACGACGGACUGGAUUCCGGCAGCCGCAGAAAAACAUGCACCUGGUCGCCGUGGUGAUUUCGGACGGCGGGUUCCCUAUGAUGAGCAGCACGGGGACGCUGACGGUGCGAGUGUGUACCUGCGACCGAGACGGAAACAUGGAGAGGUGCAGCGCUGAGGCUCUGAGCGGGACAGCCGGACUCAGCACCGGAGCGCUCGUGGCUAUUCUACUCUGUGUUCUCAUCCUGCUCCUAAUCGUUGUGCUGUUUGCCGCUCUGAAGCGCCAGAAGAAGAAGGAACCCCUGAUUAUCUCCAAAGAGGACGUGAGGGACAACGUGGUGAGUUAUAACGAUGAGGGUGGCGGCGAGGAGGACACGCAGGCCUUCGACAUCGGAGCGCUGCGCCACCCGGAGGUCAUGGAGGAAAGCAGUAAACUGAGACGUGACGUGGUUCCGUCCGAACCCCCGUACCCUCCACCUUCUCUGCUCCGGACAGCCGUGACAUCACGAGACAACUCGGACGUGAGGAACUUUAUCACGCAGCGCGUUCAGGAGCACGACAGCAGUCCCACAGCGCCGCCCUACGACUCUCUCGCCACCUACGCCUACGAGGGCGAAGGCUCAGUCGCCGAAUCGCUUAGCUCCCUCGGCUCAGGAUCGUCCGAAUCGCCUCACGAUUACAGCUACCUAAACGAGUGGGGGCCGCGCUUCCGAAAGCUUGCCGACAUGUACGGGGCCGACGAGAGCGAAUGGGACUCGUAACACGCCUCGGCUUCCUUACCGCGGAAUUCUCACGCCGCCUUGUAUUCCUUACAAAGUGGAAUUCUAACAAAGUGCCCUUCUCCUCUGCCCCCCAAACUCCAUCCAGCACAUCGGAUGCUGAUUUUAUUUUUGCUUUUUUUGCGCAAAGCCAGACGCAGUAACACACGGCGUCGACUUUAGGAUGAAGGUCGUCAUGGUGACACUUUGUUUCCGGAUAAUCCGGCGUGAGAACAGACGUCACGGAAUCAGGAAGGACUCGGAAUACGGAUAAUUUCUGAUAAAACUCCUUCUUAAGCAGCGGUUCACGGCGGACCUUAAACUCUUCUGUGGAACGUGGAGUUCACACUGCGACGCCGUCCACGUCAGCGAGCGUUAACGAUCCGGAGCUCUGAUCGGCUCAACGUCAAUCAUCUGUAUACUUGAUUUUUGUUGUUUUAGUUUCAGUAUAACUUCUGAUGUACAGUAAUCCGUCAGUGUUUUCCGAGCAGACGCGGCGCUUCAGAAAUUCGGGUCGGGUGAAAGAUGUUUUCGUGACUGCCAACCGUUUUCAUCGUCUACUCGAGAAUACAGCAGAAGCUUCCAAUUAUCUACUCGCUCAUAGGCAGGAAAUGUGACUCGCAUAUCUUUUGGCACGCGUCUCGAACUACAUCCCACCAUCUCACAUUCCUCUUACUCGAGAAGCCUAUUUACAAAAAAAUCACCUUGCCCUAAACACGGAAAAAAAGACGCGUUCGUUUCCAAGAGCAGCGCGUCCUAUAUUUUAUACGAAGAAGAAUUGACAGAAAUAUUAAUCCUUUUUCCAGAUCUAUGGAUUUGAGUAUUCCUAAAAACCACAUUCCUGUACUGUACUGUUCCUUCUCCUUUUCACUGCUGUUUUUGUUAAACAGCAGUGAACCC
This is a messenger RNA of Silurus meridionalis, 3461 nucleotides long. RefSeq names its product cadherin 6 (gene cdh6). Bases 201 to 2564 code for a protein of 787 amino acids. Gene Ontology annotation, biological process: homophilic cell-cell adhesion; multicellular organism development; cell morphogenesis. The transcript is spliced from 12 exons. Gene Ontology annotation, molecular function: cadherin binding; calcium ion binding. Lineage: Eukaryota; Metazoa; Chordata; Actinopteri; Siluriformes; Siluridae. Gene Ontology annotation, cellular component: catenin complex; adherens junction; plasma membrane. The record is from RefSeq and is a predicted model, not a curated record.